Lepidothrix coronata (blue-crowned manakin) is the source of this 1458-nucleotide messenger RNA. RefSeq lists its product as uncharacterized. NCBI's taxonomy places the organism in Eukaryota, Metazoa, Chordata, Aves, Passeriformes, Pipridae. Gene Ontology annotation, biological process: viral process. Bases 322 to 1458 code for a protein of 378 amino acids. The transcript is spliced from 2 exons. The record is from RefSeq and is a predicted model, not a curated record.
UAAAGUUUGGAUAAGUUAUUGAUCAAUUUUGUGGUCUAAAAGUGUCUUUAUCCCGUCGUCUACAACAAAUGGUGUCCCCGCGACGUGAUUAAAAGGACUAAAAAGAAGGCUUCUCGGCUAAAAAGAAGGCUUCUUGAUUAAAAAGGGAUUUACGAAAACGGGGGAAUCACGGUUGAGAUGGCAUGGUGUCGGAGCCUUAGUGGCGAGGCUGGUCAAAAAUUGGCAUAAAGGUGCAACUUCGGACCCGGAGUGCUGUAUAGACAAGCUCUGCCGUACGUGCUGCCGGACCUUGAAAGGCUGCAACAGCGCGCUGACAUAGGUAUGAAAAGACAAGCAGUAUAUAGUUUAUUUUCUGAAUUUUUACAGAAAAAAGGUGUUAAGUAUUUAUAUUUAAAAAAGGAACUUCCUGGGUUACUUGAAUAUGGUAAUGAAAAAGGGUGUUUUGUUAAUCCUCAUACUGUGCAUUCCGUAGAGGAGUGGUGCAAAUUUGGUGAUAAAAUAUGGGAGGCUCUUUUAGAUGAGGAUAAAGUUGCAAAAAAGCUAGGAAAGCUUUGGAGGGUGGUUUAUAAUACAUUGUUGCAACAUGAAGCAGAACGCCAAGCGGCAGAACAAGCACUAAAUAUGAGACAGCAGAACAAAGAGUAUAAAAAUUUUGAUUGGUUUUCUUAUAAACCUUCUCCCCCAGCUAUGCAGACAGUUCACCUCCCCGCUGUGCCCCCUGAUCUUUCUAAAAUAAAUACAGACGGGUUGCUAGAAUCAAAGACACCCGCAGCUCCUACUGCACCACCUCCCCUGGCCGAUACACCCAGCGGUCAGACCGACCCUGAGCCCACGCCUCCUCCUCCUGCUCACUCGACCAAAGAGCCUGUCCCUGGGGCAUUCAGUGACUCGGUGGAGGCCGUGGUAAAAGAGCGGAGAGAAACUUGGGCUGCAUUUGCUAAACACUGUCUGGAACAGGGUGAUUCUCAUGGGUUGCAGGUUGUAGAUUCCUAUGCUUUUCCCGUUACUUAUAAUCAGGAUGGGCAAGGAGGAAUAACUGCUGCUAUUAUUCCAUUAGAUUGGAAAUUCUUAGCACAAUUGCGAAGUACAGUCAAUGAGUUUGGAUUACAUUCUGAACCAACUAAACAAAUGUUAGAUUAUUUUUGGUGUACAUAUCUUUUAUUGCCAUCUGAUCUCCGAUCUAUAACUCGUAUGAUAUUGACUGAACAUCAACAAUUGUUAUUUAAUGCAUAUUGGCAAGUAUUAGUUAAUGAAAGUGUAGCGGAGUUAUUAGAAAAAGCAUUAGUACUUCCUACAGGAGAGAAUGCAUUUUUAGUUAAUGCUAUUCAAGAUUUAGCUAAGGGACUUAAGGAGCAGGCUCAGAGUUCUCAAGCUCAAGUUCCAGCUGCUCUUGCACCCCUUCAAGUGAAAGCACAUAAUUUUGCAGAAGAAAAAGCUCGAUCAAAAUGUUACCGGUGA